Molecule: messenger RNA, 964 nt
Organism: Durio zibethinus
Lineage: Eukaryota; Viridiplantae; Streptophyta; Magnoliopsida; Malvales; Malvaceae
Product: transmembrane emp24 domain-containing protein p24delta3-like
Source: RefSeq, a predicted model, not a curated record
GAAAACAAUAAAGAAAGAAAGGAAACCGAAGCGGAGGUGGCCGUUGCCUUGUUGGUACUCCAAAAGCAGAUCCAAAGUAAUUGUCGUCAGAGAGGGUGCCUUCUUAAAAAAUUUUCCGAUCUCACCCCUCAGAACCUUAAACUUUUAGAAACUGAAAAGAAAUUCGUUCAGAGAUAGAGAGAUGACGUGGAAUGCUGACGUUCGCAGCUCGGUGAUGUUCCCAUCCUUGUUCCUGAUAUUACUGUGGGCUUUGAGUAAUGCUACGGUGGGUGACGCCGUAUGGUUGAACCUUCCUUCCACCGGCACCAAGUGCGUCUCCGAGGAAAUCCAGAACAACGUCGUCGUUUUGGCUGACUAUGUCGUCGUUGCCGAUGAUCACGGUCACCACCCUACCAUUUCCGUCAAGGUGACAUCUCCAUAUGGGAACAAUCUUCAUCACAGGGAGAAUGUGACGCAUGGUCAAUUUGCAUUCACAACACAGGAGGCUGGUAAUUACCUAGCAUGUUUCUGGUCAGAAAGCCAUGCUCAUGGAGGUGGAGAAGUUAGUGUCAACAUUGACUGGAAAACUGGGAUUGCAGCUAAAGACUGGGAGUCAGUUGCCAGAAAGGAGAAAAUUGAGGGUGUUGAGCUCGAGCUGAGGAAACUCGAAGGUGCAGUUGAGGCCAUUCAUGAGAAUUUACUUUAUCUGAAAAGCAGAGAAGCAGAAAUGAGGACUGUGAGUGAGACCACAAACGGUAGAGUUGCAUGGUUUAGUAUCAUGUCUUUGGGUAUCUGCAUCACUGUUUCAGGCCUGCAAGUGUGGUACUUGAAGCGAUUCUUCCUGAAGAAGAAGCUUAUCUGAACGUUGAUUGGUAGCUGGGGAAAUUCAAAAAUUCAGUUUUCUUUUCUCGUUACUUUUCUUCUCAAUGUUGCACAAGGGAAAUUUUGAUACCAUUAAAAGAGUAUUAUUAACAUUUAGUUAUCA